Molecule: messenger RNA, 2507 nt
Organism: Marchantia polymorpha subsp. ruderalis
Lineage: Eukaryota; Viridiplantae; Streptophyta; Marchantiopsida; Marchantiales; Marchantiaceae
Source: the annotation of a GenBank genome assembly
CCACAUGUUUGAAGGCGGAGGCGUUGAAACGAGCGUCGCGUAACAAUGUUCGCAAACAACGACCGGAUGAAAAUCAGAUGAACUACCGGCACCUGAAGGAGCACCUUCUGUAGCAAGUCAGUGAAGACCGGAAGCGGGACCUAAGGAACACUAAGCUCCAAGCGCGAAUGCCACACUGCCGGCAAAUAAUGGAGAUCGAGAAUUUUCAAAUUUGAUGUGCCUGUUUGAACGAGGACAUGAGAAGGUGUUCAUCCACCUCGAGGCAUCGUGCAGAUUUCACUGCGUCUACGCAUCGUAGCCAUUCAUUUGGGUGCAAUUUGAGCUCAUGUGUUCUCCUCGCCGGAAGAAGUCGAAGGAUCAUGAAGUAGUAAGCAGGUGCUGAUUUUUGCGUCAAUAUGGCGGAUACGAGAACUACCAAGCCCGGCAUCAAGCGCCUGUUGAUAACGAUCACCACUCUCUUACCGUUCUUCUUCGGGAUCCCACUUUGGCUCAACUCCACACAAGUCUACAGAGCACCUCUUCCUUUCAAGGAUGUUGAUGCGCUGGGAAGCUGGGCUUCAGAAAACACUUUGCUUCUCCCCUGCCGAUUGAACGUCAUAUUUGCCAGUAAGGAUGAGUUCCUUACCAAGCCCGAGCUAGACUCUGUAGCUUCACAGCUCAUUCUGCAUGUACAGAGUUUGAUGGGCGGAAACUCCUCAGAUCACGAAACCUGUCAAAAUGGAUUCAAUAUACAGGUGAAAUACGAUACAGAGAACGUAUGUCUGACAUCAGGGCAGACUCUGGACUCACCUACCUGGCCCUGUGGUCUGGUGAAGUAUGGGUUUUUCAAUUCAGCUCAACUCUCAGAUGAUAUUUUGGAUAAUGUGCUGUGGAAUUAUGCCAAUAAAGAAGAGAAUGAGUCCACAGUACAGGAUGAAGGUGGUCUUUAUACCGUCGUUGUUCUUCGGAAGAGUCAGAUCGAGAGCCUCGACUCUUUCAGUAAAGAUGAUGUCAGUACAGGCGGUUGUACCAACGAGCAGAGUAGUAUAUGCAAGUCUAAAACUGGAUGGAGUACAGUUGUGGGAAAGUAUCGCCACGCUUGGAUUAUUGGUGAUUUUAACUCCUCUACUGUCGAGUCCGAGGUGGUGCCAAGAAUCGGAGAUGUCGCCCUCACGUUUCUUAGAGGUUCAAGAAGCGCUUCAGGAAGAAGUAAAGCGAGGAAUUUGCCACUCUCGGCAGAGGGAGAAGCAAUUCUAUCCUUCAGUCUCCUAAAUGCUGAUCCUGAUACCUGGAUUUUUGACUGGGAUUUUGAGGAAUUGAAGAGGCAGUUUUUUCAGCCAGUUGUGGAGGCCCUAAGUGGAAUUGCGCGACUGACGAUCGAGAGUCAGGUGUUGUACUACACCCCGAAAGCAGUCCAGUCACGGUGGGAUGCAUCUCUUAAUGCACACGUAGUCGCUGUCAAGCAGCUACCUUUCUUUGUCAACUCAAAUGAGUGGCAUCUAGAUACAUCAAGCGCUGCUGCUGGACGAUCGAAGCUUCUGCACUUCGCCAUUUAUGUUCCGGGAGGCGGAGAAUACCCUCUUCAUUUUCUGCGGAAGAAUGAUCAGCUGUCUUCAACAGAUGGGUUUACUUCUCCUGGUUGGGGAGGCGUGGUUGUUUACAAUCCCACCAAUCUUUCAACUAUCUCUAGUGACUCUCAUUCAUCUUUCCAUCGAAUAACACCCAAGGAAUUUGAGUCAAUAGCAGGGGUAAUUGUCGCACAGCUGCGCACACUUUUUGGUCUGCCUCCUAUUCUUUCAGAUGAUCCGGAAACUGGGUAUUUCAGUUUGUCACCAGCUAGGACAGGAUUUGCUGAAUGGGAACUAGACUUGUUACUAAGAAGACGAGCUAUCAGUGAUAUGACUGCUGCUGCCUCUACUUUGAUGUCGUUAUCUCGUCUGGUUCAAAAACUUUCGAGCAUGGUAAUCAUGGACGAGAUCGGUGAACAGGUACUGCGCUUCCUUUCAUUUCUUUGAAUCCCAAAUUCCGUUUCAGGCACAAGUCAGAACCCACAAACGUUGAGAUUCAUAAAAUAUAUUAAUGGGUCAAAGCCUUGGGAAACAAUUCUAACAAUCCUAAACCAUUAUCGACAUUAGGUUAAAAAAUUUAAUCUAGUUGAGUUAACCGUAACUUACUUGUACCGGUUGUAAGCGAUAAUUUCAGCAGCCUCCUUCACUUCUUUUGGACAUGUAAAUGUAAACAUGAUUUGACUAAUUAUCUCUAAACUUAUCAAACUCUAUCCUCUUAAUAACCUGGUAACUAUUUUUAGCUGGUUAGACUUCACUGCCAACUUACUUCCCUUGUGUUUCGUUGAUGUUGAUCCUCUGUUUAAUGCAAUGAAAGUGCACUUCUACAUGCUUUGUUAUAGCAUGGAAAACAGAUCAUGUGUAAUUCAAUGCAACAACAUGGUAAUCAUACUAAAUUACUGUAAGAGUUUCACUAUCUUCACCAAGCUUAGAUAGAAGCCUUCUUAGCCAAAGUGGUUUACA